AUGUCUGAUGCUGCACCUCUACCUGACUACGCGCAAAGUGCAGCCAACAGCGGCACUCAGCUAUUGUCAGGUCAAGCUUCCAGCACUGCUCCACCACCCACCUACGAAGAAGUCACACGUGGCAAUCUCAGGCAUGUGCGAGCUACAGGUCGCAGCCCACUCUUUGACGUUGAUGUCCGUAACUACUUUGAGCUGUUACAAGAUAGGAGUCAGCGACCUGUACCCUCACCAGUGACUGACAUCACUGACGCCCAAAGCAACUUGGACUCUCAGGGCAAUACCUUAUCCCUCCAGAUCGCUUUUCGAGGCGGACCAACAGAUCGUGCUCGAAACCGAAAUCAUAUCAAAUCUUUAUCCGAGCUCACAGAGUAUCCUAAUGGACCAUACUCGUACCGUAAGCGAUUACAAUUUGGUCGUUACGAGCCCAAGCGCGGUUCCAACGUCUCAAAAGGCGUCCUUACUUCUGGCAUAAAGACGGACAUCUCAGAACCUCUGAUCACCUUGGCAGGAACUGCAAGUAACCAUCGCUCGUCCCAUAAUGUUGAUCUCCACAGGGCAAGACAAUUCGAAUUGCGUGAUCUCAUUCACCGCGAUUACGACGAUAAAGUGAUAAAGAAAGAUAUAUUUUCCAUGAUCAACUCGCUUGAGUUGGAAAUUAAACCGACAGCGUGGAUCGAUCAAUCAUCUGAAGGUUUAUACGAGCCUCCAAUAGUAGAUGCAGACGCUGGCGACGUCACUUUAGGAGGAAUGCAUCUGUUCCAAUCUUCGAUAGAUCAGACUAUUUGGUCUUGCGCAGGUCAUAGCUGUCCUCGUCAUGUGUGUCAGAUCAGUGUGAAGUCGAUAGAAUUGAAAGAUCGCUACAACCAUUCAGUGAAGAAAUGGCUAUCAGAGCAUACUCUUGAAGAGGCAUUCAAGGGGACACGUUACGUCGAGACUGAUUGUACUUUCGGCCUCAAAAUGAGGUAUGACUGCCGAUCACAGGGUCACUAA
This is a messenger RNA of Kwoniella shivajii, 990 nucleotides long. RefSeq lists its product as uncharacterized. The transcript has a single exon. The record is from RefSeq and is a predicted model, not a curated record. The coding region runs from base 1 to 990 and encodes 329 amino acids. NCBI's taxonomy places the organism in Eukaryota, Fungi, Basidiomycota, Tremellomycetes, Tremellales, Cryptococcaceae.